This is a messenger RNA of Hippocampus zosterae (dwarf seahorse), 2578 nucleotides long. RefSeq names its product post-GPI attachment to proteins 2 (gene pgap2). The record is from RefSeq and is a predicted model, not a curated record. NCBI's taxonomy places the organism in Eukaryota, Metazoa, Chordata, Actinopteri, Syngnathiformes, Syngnathidae. Gene Ontology annotation, cellular component: Golgi membrane; endoplasmic reticulum membrane. The transcript has 6 exons. Gene Ontology annotation, biological process: GPI anchor biosynthetic process. Bases 326 to 1090 code for a protein of 254 amino acids.
UGCCACAGUGCUUUUAUUUUUAAACCAGAGUUGGAGUGGUUCUUAGCGGAGAUGGCCACUGGUUCGGAAUCAGAACGAUGACCAACAUAGUGUUUAAAUGCUUAAUUUGUGGUAAACAAGACACAACAGCGGUGGAGACGUCCAAAAAUGUAGUUAAAGUUUUUUUUAACUGGAAGUUAUUAUUAAAUUUAGUACAAUAGCCAGUUCUUGUUUGAAGCUAUGUUAGCUUUCGUGCUAACCAGAUCCAGCUGGACUUUUGUUUUCGGAUGGGGAUAUACAGUACGCUGUGGAUGACUUGAGAAAACACGCCGCAGAGCAGUACAAGAUGCUCCACUUGCCAUACAGCACCCUGGACCGCGAUCGGCCCCUCGUCCAUCUUCCCUUCACGACCUUUCUCACAGGCUUGGUUCUUCUCCCAGUGACUGGACUUUUUGUGUCCCUCUUCAUUUCUAUCGUAUACCAUUUUGAAGAAGCCAACUACACGCACUGUCAUGUGUCCAACUACCUCCCAUCAAUCAGUGCCGCCAUCAGCCGCGUGCCGGAGCUGUACAUCUGGCGCUUCUGCAUCGGAUUGCACUCGGCGCCACGGUUCCUGUUGGCCACCAUCUAUUUCAAUUUCUACCGCGGACGCUUUGCCACCAAGCUUCCGGAGCUGCUCCUGAGUUGGCUCGCGUUUGCAUGCAAUCUGGCCGAAAACUGCGCCCUGCUGCUUCUCACUUUUGUGGCGUCCACAGAGAUUUACACUGUCCACAAAGGCGGCUUCCUCACGUUCAUUGUGAGCUCGCAACUCUACAUGCUGAUUACAUGCAGGUUGUGGUAUGUGCUCAAGAGGCAAAAUGUUCACAAAGAGGAGCUGAUUUCGUGCAGGUGGAAGUUGCGAUUGCUUCUGUUCAACCUGAGCUGCUGUGGGGCUGCUGCAUACUUCUUCAAACGCCACAACACACACUGCGAGGCUGGAGUCUACACGCUGUUUGCUCUAUUUGAGUACCUGGUGGUGUUAUCCAACAUGGCCUUCCACUCCACGUCGGUCUUCGACUUCGGUAAAGAAUCUGUGAUGGUGACCGUACUGCCUGAAGAGAAACAAUACUGAAAACAACAUGACCCACCAAACCGGAAUAUUCCAACGUCAUCUGAAUGUCCUCGUUUAGUUUAGUUCCAUUUUUCUAGCUUUUUUUCAGCCAAUUUUUUAAAGUAUUGAAAUGGACAAUUUAGGUCUCUCUCUCUCUCUUUCUCUCUGUAGAGACCUAAAUCGUCAGUCAAUUUACCUCAGCAAAAGCAGGAUACACAUUGCAACAAUCAUGCCUUAUUUGAGCUUUUCCCCUCCUUUCCAGUCAAAGUCAGCAAAGCUCCAUUAUCGGAUGUGUCUGAAUGGUUAUCCUGUGGCACGGGGCGUCUUAAUGGCUGCGUAGCUCAUAAACUAAGAGUUGUUUCCCCAAUGAAUCUGAUAUGAAAUGUCACCAUGAAGUAUGUCAUGCCAAGAUAGGAUGUAUUUUGGGUGUGAAAGGGGCAUUCAUUUUUAUUUUUAAAAACGCUGCCAGUAUUUAAUUAGACAAGGUCGUUUUUCAUCACCACAACAAUAUGAGCUAAAUCUGGCGCUAACAUUAGCCAACCUGCUGAUAUGCUGCUUAAUGACAGUACACCUUCUAAAACACUCUUUGCAAAAGAGUGCUUUUCCAUAAGUAUGCGUUAGAAUUCUUAAAGUAAAAAGUCACCUGUGUAUAGGUGAAAAAAUGUAAUCCUAGCACUGAUUGUUACAUGAUGUAGAAAUUGCUUUUGUUCCUUUGUUAUUUAAUGAGACUUUGUAUUUUUCUUGGCUGACAGCACAAACAGGGGCAGAUGAGGAUAGAGAGAGAGGAAAAAGAGAGAAAGCAAGAUGAAGCAGGUGAGAACAUGAUCAGGUGAUUAAGGAGGGCAUAUGAAUAAGCAUCUUUUGGAACACGUUUAUUGACAUCUCCAAGACUGCACCAUUCAAACUUUAAAAUUUGCUUUGGCCCACUGCACAUGGCCAGGUUAUAGUCUAAGACUACAUUUCAUGUAUUCAGUCCAGAAAUUGGGCCAAUGGUCUUGUUUGCUUUAUGCAUUGUUUUGAAGGUUUUGAACUGCUUCCUGACAAAACAUAUGAAUGUAUGUUAAAGAGGGAGAUAGUCGUACGGAGGCAGGGCGAGGGCAAGAACAGGAUGGAGAGGCGAGGGACACGCAGGGUGCAAGACCUGGAAGAAGCUGGUGAGGAAAAAGGUAUUGCUUGUUUUAGGGGCAAACUAUGGAGAAAAAGCACAUUAUGUCUACACUGCAUUUCAUGGAUGUUGGUGUUGCUCAGGAAGAAGAGAAGAGCAAGGGAGAGUUUUGAAGGUGAAAGGUAUCAGCAGCCCAGAAAGGUACACAGUUUUGGAACGCUUUUUCUGCAUUGUAGGUUUUAAUUGAAAUGUAUGUUGAUAGAAUAUUGCGCAGUAUGCAUUUAAAUUUGUCCUCACAUUUUUAGCAUUAUUUUUCCACGUUUAUCAUGCAUCGUUUACAAUGAAAAUCAAUGUGUUCAAGCAAAAACAAGAAAGAAAUAAAAUACAGUUUUGAGUGAAAAUGA